AUGCCUGGAGGUCACCUCGUUUCAUUGAGGGUACCAAGUGCCCUUGUCGCACAAUCAUCCCGAACAUCCAUCCUGCCGCUACGAUCAAUCGCAUCACCAGGAGCUAUCUACAUUCCUCGAGGCGCUCGAUGUCAAUCCGUUACAAAGCCAUGGAAAGGUUCACAACCGGAGGAGCAUAGUAUCUCGCGCGCUAAGCAAGGCGAUACUAAGGACCCUGCCGCUUCUGCCGCUGCGUCCGGCAUGGAAGAAAGAGAAGUGAACGAAGGUAUUGCAGAUGAUACCAAGUCGCAAAGCACGACUCAAAGGGGCGGCCGUGAAGAGGAGAGGAAGGCCAAACAGGAUCAUCCAGCGGCUCCGGAGCCAAUACUGGGGAUGAAUGAUGAACGAGGAGGGAAGGGACGAUAA
Molecule: messenger RNA, 405 nt
Organism: Penicillium brasilianum
Lineage: Eukaryota; Fungi; Ascomycota; Eurotiomycetes; Eurotiales; Aspergillaceae
Source: the annotation of a GenBank genome assembly